Alnus glutinosa is the source of this 1361-nucleotide messenger RNA. RefSeq lists its product as uncharacterized. The record is from RefSeq and is a predicted model, not a curated record. The transcript is spliced from 9 exons. NCBI's taxonomy places the organism in Eukaryota, Viridiplantae, Streptophyta, Magnoliopsida, Fagales, Betulaceae. Bases 141 to 1067 code for a protein of 308 amino acids.
AAAACCCUCACCGGCCCACUCAUUAAAGGCAUAAACCCCAACCCAAAGCUCUCGCUCUCUAUUGCGCGCGCACAAACACAAAAUUCAUCUAGUAAUUUCAUCGACCAGUUGGGAGGCGAGGUGGCAAAACCCACGGAGUCAUGAAGGGCACGAAGGCAACAGUUCUAACAUUUGCAGAGAAAUGCAAGAACAUAUUGGCGUCGAAUUGGCAAGGUCACCUCAAUACCAUUAAAGCUGACGCCAAAGGAAGCAAGGGGGAUGUCUACACAUCAAAGGUUAAGUACAUACUCAGAAGAGGGAAGCCCUAUAUUUGGGUGCCUGAAAAGGAUUUGCAUAAUGUGAACACAAUUAUUGAUGAGCGCGGUUCAUUUGCCGUGAGCAGUCCCUUCCCAGGACCACUGGCAAGCUUGCUUAGAUCGAUGAAAAAGCUACCAGCUCGGGUUGCUUUGAGUGGGGAUGUAGAGCCUCUUAAAGAUGGAAAGGCUCAGUCUGCAGCAGAAAGCCUUAGAGAAGUCAUAUUAUCUGAACAGAAAGCAAUGAAUGAGUGCAGUUAUACGGUUUCUGGUGUAUUAAGUUCAUCUAAUCUUAGUUCUAAAUCUCGAAGUGAAAGCCUUAAGGAGCUAUUGGAAGGGGAUGAAAAAUAUGUGGUUUAUAAGUUCAAUUUGAGAUCCUCCAUGUUUAUUGAUGUCAAUGGAGGCACUUUUGAAAUAGAUCUGGAAGAUAUACGGGCAUCCAAAGCAGAUCCGCUAGCACGCUUCUCUGCGAAGCUAAUUGAUGGGAUUAAUCAAAGUGAAGCAAGGCGCAGAGCUUUGAUGCUCUUUUGUUUUGUAUACUUGAAUGCAAAUGCAAGGGAUGCAUAUGCGCUCUCUAUUGAUCGCAAGGGAUUUGAUGUGCUGGGGAAGGUCCCUAGUCCAGUAUUGAAGGAUGGCUGCAGCCAAUUCCAGUGGAAGGAGUUCAGGUUCACGUUGAAGGAAGAGGCAAGUGAUGUUGAAACUUUCUGCCGUCAACUUGUGGAAAUGGAAGAGGAGGCUGUCAAAAAAGUAUCAGGCUACAGUGGUCUAGGAUAAAGUAUCUGAUAUAAUUUUUUUUUCGUUUUUUUCUUUUGUACUUGGUCAGAAAUUGUAUCAAGGAAUGUUAUCACUAUGAUUUUUGCUUAACUUGGAUGAUUGAGACCUUAUAAUUGUAUUGCAUCCUUCCAUCAAGCCCAAACCAACUGCCAGAUGGGCAUGGACUGGUUAGUGCUGAGUGAGAGAAGAUAGCCAAGGAUAAUUCCUGUUGACCUACACUUUCGGUACUUCCUUUCAUUGUAAUAUUAUGGAUGGUUCUUUAUCCAUAUGAAAUUUUGUUUGUUCUUGGCAAAA